Messenger RNA from Macrosiphum euphorbiae (potato aphid), 2388 nucleotides. Lineage: Eukaryota; Metazoa; Arthropoda; Insecta; Hemiptera; Aphididae. The record is from the annotation of a GenBank genome assembly.
AUGCGUGAUUCAUCGCCCCCACUCGAUGAGGUACUUGCUCGCUUUGGUGGAAAAGCGAUGUUUUCCAGUCUCGAUUUCACAUCUGGGUAUUGGCAGGUUUCGUUACAUCGCGAUGUUAGGAAGUACACUGCUUUUGUGUAUGAUGGUCGAACGUACCAGUUCUGUGUAGUACCAUUUGGACUCAAUAUCUCGAAUACCGCGUUCCAGCAGGCUUUGGAAUCGGUGCUCUCCAAUCAAACAGAAGUUGACGUAGAUGAAGCGCUCGAUGACCUUCACAUAUACGUCGAUGAUGUGCUCGUGUCUUCGACGUCAUUUAAUGACCACCUAUGUCGCCUUCGACUUUUAUUCAAAAAGAUUGCUGUCUCUGGAAUGACUUUAAAAUUCAGCAAAUGUAAAUUUUUCCGGGACAAAACCAAGUUCUUGGGCCACAUCAUCACACCUUCAGGAAUGUCCAUGGACCCUUCCAAACUCCAAGCUGUUCACGAUUUUCCAGUGCCACGCAACAAAAAGGACCUUCAGUCGUUCAUAGGGUUCUGCAAUUUUUAUAGGAAAUUCGCCGACCAUCACGCGUCGCUUAUUGGUCCACUCAUUAACCUUUUGAAAAAGGGGGUUCCGUGGCAGUUCACAGAAAACGAUCUAUCCAAUUUUAAUUCUGUCAAAUCAGCAUUUACCGAGCGUUUCCUUGCUCACCCUGAUUUCAACUCUGACUUUUAUUUACAAACUGAUGCAAGUAACCUCGGACUCGGAGAUGAAUUGUUUCAAAUCAAUACUUCCUCUGAGAGACAAACGAUUGGGUUUGUGAGUCGAACGUUGAACUCCGCAGAAGAAAAUUACACUGUAACUGAGCUAGAGCUCUUAUCUAUAGUUUUUGCGUGUAAUAAGUUCCGGGUGUUCAUUCUUGGUUACCCCAUUCAUGUGUUGACUGAUCAUCAAGCACUUACAUUUUUGUUCCGGUGUAGGCUUCGAAAUGCACGUCUUACUCGUUGGACGCUUGUGCUUCAAGAAUUUGAUCUGAGGAUUCAACAUAUCAGCGGUCCUAGUAAUAUAACCGAUGUUCUAUCUCGCAAUCCUAUCGGCCGUGAUGCAACCGCUGGGCAGUAUCGUUCACCGUACAUUUUCAUAACCACUCCCAGUAAGUUGUUUUCUGAGCAUCAAUCCCAUAUUCAAGCUUUCAAUCAUAUAUUGUCCGAACAACGAAGGGACGAAAGGAUCCGGAAAGUUAUUGAUGUUUUAUCUGGAAGUUCGUGGGUGUUGACCGCAAUCACAGCGCGUUACUGCAUGUAUAGGGACAUCUUAUUCUAUCGCCGACACCUCUCCUCCGAUAAGUGGUUAGUCUGCGUCCCACUGCAUCGAGUUAAUGAACUUAUUACCAAGUUUCAUAUACACUUCGGACAUGUCGGUCCGAAGAAAUGCAUUUCAGCAAUCCGGGAUGUGUGUUUCUUUCGUGGUCUGAGUGGGAACGUCCGCAGGAUUGUCAAAAGUUGUGACCUCUGCCAACGUGCGAAGUUUUCGACAGUACGGACAGAGGGCGAAAUGCAAAAUGUGUUAGCCACCGCACCUCUUCAACGUGUCUGUGUUGAUCUCUAUGGUCCCUUACCAUCUGGGUGGAACCAUGUAAAAUAUAUUUUUGUCGUCCUCGAUUGUUUCUCACGGUUCGUUAGAUUGUUCCCAAUAAAACGAUCUACUGCCGUUGUCGUGACUCAUCGUAUGAUUAACGAUUAUGUGGCCAUCCACGGUACUCCAAAGACCGUUGUCUCCGACCAGUUUGUCAGCCGAGUAUGGCAGGCUCGUCUUACAGCCAUUGGCGCGUCUGUAACUACUACUAGUGUGUAUCAUCCCCAAAGUAACCCUUCUGAGAGGGUUAUGCGAGAAUUAGGUAGACUUUUUCGGACCUAUUGUCACCAGAAUCAUACUGAAUGGCCCCGUUAUGUCAAAUAUAUUGAGUGGGUUCUGAAUCAUACUGUGUAUGAGGCGACUGGUUUUACCCCUAGUGAGAUUUUUCUAAAAGAAGAUCGAUAUAGUCCGAUUUAUGAAGCCGUAGAGUGCCCCCCAAAACCCGCUGAUGACUAUACAGUCAAGUUAACCAUGGCCGCCGAGGUUCAACGAACCAAAGCUGAAGAACGCCGCAUUCGCCAUGAUCGUCAGGGGAAACCAACAAAAUUUUCUAUAGGAGAUGAAGUCCUAGUUCGUACCCAUAACUCCUCCUCAGCUGUUGACCGACAGAUUAAAAAAUUUUUCAUGUUGUAUGAAGGUCCAUACAAUAUUAUCGAAGUAAAAAACCAUAACGCGUAUGUGUUAAACGACCCUGUAACGAAUCAGGUACGAGGAACAUUUAACGUGAUCUUCCUCCGAAAGUAUGUCCGUCUGAAAACCACAAUAGCACAAUAA